AUGGCAACCAGCAAUCAACGACUGAGAAUGAGUUCCAGAAUAGAAUUCACCGCUAGCAACGACGGUGGCUGCCAGCGGGUCGAGUCAGACGUCGAAAAAGUCAUGACCAUUGAAUUAUCAACUACAUUCUGGUCUGUUGACAUUAAGUUUCUGUGCGAAUUACAAGCGAUCGACGAUGUAGAUAACAAUGACUGCAGAUGUGGAUGGAAAAAACCGACAAAAAUAGUAGGAGGUAUGGAAACUGGUGUGAACGAAUACCCCAUGAUGGCUGGUCUGGUCGAUUUUUCCCGAAGGGAUGUAUAUUGCGGAGCAACUAUCAUAUCCGAAAAAUAUGUAUUAACUGCAGCACAUUGUUUGACCGAUAGAGAUACAAGUAAUAUGGGCAUACUUGUGGGAGAUCAUGAUCUCAGCACGGGUGCAGAUACAAAUGCCUCACGUAUUCUCACUAUAUCCAGAUUUGACAUACAUCCUUUUUAUAACAGCGAAUCCUUAGAAAAUGACAUAGCUAUAGUAAUGGUGAAUUCUGUUAUAAAUUUCAGUGAGGAAGUCGGACCAGUUUGUCUUCCGUUUCAACAUCAGUCCGAUUCUUUCGCAGGAAGUUAUGUGGAUUUAUUAGGCGAGACAAUUAUUAUAAUAGCAAUUAUUAUUUAA
Molecule: messenger RNA, 651 nt
Organism: Pogonomyrmex barbatus (red harvester ant)
Lineage: Eukaryota; Metazoa; Arthropoda; Insecta; Hymenoptera; Formicidae
Product: venom serine protease 34
Biological process (GO): proteolysis
Molecular function (GO): serine-type endopeptidase activity
Source: RefSeq, a predicted model, not a curated record